Carassius gibelio (silver crucian carp) is the source of this 4829-nucleotide messenger RNA. RefSeq names its product double-stranded RNA-specific editase 1-like. Gene Ontology annotation, biological process: RNA processing; adenosine to inosine editing. The record is from RefSeq and is a predicted model, not a curated record. The transcript has 12 exons. Gene Ontology annotation, cellular component: nucleolus; cytoplasm. Bases 388 to 2547 code for a protein of 719 amino acids. NCBI's taxonomy places the organism in Eukaryota, Metazoa, Chordata, Actinopteri, Cypriniformes, Cyprinidae. Gene Ontology annotation, molecular function: double-stranded RNA binding; tRNA-specific adenosine deaminase activity; double-stranded RNA adenosine deaminase activity.
CAACACCAAACAAAUGGUCAAUUUUAACACGUGCGGGACUUAUUCUGAAUGCACGCGCGGUAAAUACAAAGAUCUUAUCAAUAUAAAUUAAACGGGCCCGACAGAAGCUCCACCACGGCGCUGUAAAGCUAGAAAAUGAGCCCCAAACAAACCCAUGCUGGGAAAUCUGGAGAAGAUACAGAUCAAGCUCAAUCAGCUCAUUAAAACAGAUUCAAAAGAGACCAAACUCAACACCUCUGACAGCAGUAUAAACAAUAAUUCAAAGGCGUUCAGUUUUCCCACUGGAGUUUUUGCUGGAACUAAAAUCUCUCCUGAGACUUUAGUUCAAACGCUGAAGGUUGAUGAACCAUCCAGUAUGCAGAACAGAAAGGGAUCAUCAGCACCACAAUGAAUGAAGGAGCCGGUGGGCGGCCCAGGGGGCAGCAGAAGCUCUGCAAUCUGGACGUGGAUGAAGAGAAACGCAUGAGUUCGUGUAGCAUGGACGUUAAAGAAAACCGCAACCUGGACAACCUCUCCUCCAAAGAAGUGCUGGGGGUGGGGCCUCACUUAGCCAAUGGGAAUGCUCGGGGAUUGAGCAGGAAGCGCCCAUUGGAGGAGGGCAACAAAGGUCACGGACAUUCCAGAUUCCGGCCCAAGAAGCGCAGGAAACCGCAAGGGCCAGUCUUGCCGAAAAAUGCUCUCAUGCAACUGAACGAAAUCAAACCGGGACUGCAGUACAAACUUCUGUCUCAGACGGGGCCGGUACACGCACCUGUGUUCAUUAUGACCAUCGAGGUUAAUGGACAGUUAUUUGAGGGCUCAGGCCCAACGAAGAAAAAAGCCAAAUUGGAUGCAGCCGAAAAAGCACUACGCUCUUUCGUUCAGUUUCCAAAUGCAUCCGAAGCUCACCUCGCGAUGGGCCGCACGCUGACUGUUAACACAGACUUCACCUCAGAUCAAGCAGAUUUCCCAGACAUGCUAUUUAAUGGAUUUGAGACACCCGCUCCACCUGAAGACCCCUUCUACCUGAGUCUUGGCAGCAAUGGGUCUCUUUGCUCCCUAAACGGAUUUGAUUUGCCCGUGGUGCUGAAAAACAACAACGGGUCAUAUCCUCCCCUCCAACUACCCCCUGCACUCACAACGCCCCCUACAGGCAGUGGCAAAAACGCUGUCAUGAUCCUGAAUGAGCUUCGGCCAGGUCUGAAGUAUGAGUUUGUGGCUGAGAGCGGUGAAAGCCAUGCCAAGAACUUUACAAUGGCAGUUACCGUAGAUAGUCAGAUGUUCCAAGGCUCCGGACGGAAUAAAAAGCUGGCGAAAGCGAGGGCGGCCCAAGCGGCUCUGUCAGGGCUUUUUAACAUGCAACUGGACCAGACACCGUCCCGACAGCCAAUCCCCAGAGAGGGACUUCAGCUACACCUGCCUCAGGUCCUCGCGGAUGCUGUUUCCCGUUUAGUUGUGGAAAAGUUCAGUGAGCUGACGGAUAACUUCACGUCUCCACAUGCACGGCGGAAAGUCCUUGCGGGUGUUGUCAUGACAACUGGUACGGAUGUGAAGGAUGCUCAGGUAAUAUGCGUCAGCACGGGAACCAAGUGUAUAAAUGGGGAGUACAUGAGUGAUCGAGGACUGGCCCUUAACGACUGCCACGCUGAGAUCAUCGCACGUCGCUGCCUCAUCAGAUACCUGUACAGUCAGCUGGAAUACUUCCUCAGCGACAGCACUGAGGAACAUGAGAAAUCCAUAUUCAGAUGGUGUAGUGAACAUGGCUACCAGCUAAAAGACGAUAUUCAGUUCCAUCUGUACAUCAGCACAUCGCCCUGCGGAGAUGCCCGGAUCUUUUCCCCUCACGAGGCUGGAGUCGAGGACCAGGGUGACCGACAUCCGAACCGCAAAGCCCGCGGACAACUGCGAACCAAGAUUGAGUCUGGAGAAGGGACAAUACCAGUUCGUACGAGUAACACCAUUCAGACCUGGGAUGGAGUGUUGCAGGGAGAACGACUGCUAACCAUGUCGUGUAGUGACAAGAUUGCCAGAUGGAACAUGAUCGGAGUGCAGGGGUCUCUUCUGAGUCACUUUACAGAACCCAUCUAUUUCUCCAGUUUAAUUUUGGGAAGUCUGUACCACGCAGACCAUCUUUCCAGAGCCGUGUACCAGCGCAUUGCAGACAUGGAUGAUUUGCCCAAACCAUUUGCCCUCAACAGACCUCUUCUUAGUGGUAUUAGUAACACAGAAGCAAGGCAACCUGGGAAAGCACCAAACUUCAGCAUCAACUGGACAGUCGGAGAUCAGGGUUUGGAGAUCAUUAAUGCCACCACAGGAAAAGAUGAUCUCGGAAGACCGUCUCAUCUCUGUAAACGCGCCCUUUAUAGUCGCUGGGUCGGUCUACAUGCCAAGCUCAGUGAAACUCUACGGAUCCAAGGAUCCCGGCAAGGCUCCUACCACGACGCAAAACAAGCAGCAGUGGAAUAUCACAAUGCCAAACAGACUCUCUUCGAAGCUUUCUACAGAGCGGGACUUGGAGCAUGGGUUGAAAAACCCAUCGAACAAGACCAGUUUUCCCUUACCUCUUAAGAUAAACAGAGAGAAAAGGAUUGUCUGCAAGAGAUCUUUUGUACAUCAGCAUGGAAUGCAAGGUUUUAAUCUAACCUCUACAGUUGUUAUAUUUUUGCCUCCGUUAUUACUAAGAAUUGCAUGGUUUCUUUUAUCUGUUGAAAACGGUUGUGUUCACUUCAAAAAUGGCUUGGUUAAAAAAAAAUGCUGAAAACUUGGUGCUAGGUAAAAGGUGGACAAUACCUUGCACUAAACCAAACCAGGUGACUUUCACGGUUCUGGCUUCAUUUUACCAAAAUGUACUGAUAGACAUAUCUGUUAUAUAAGAAAAACAUCUGAUACCGAUAGUAGGUACUUCUAGUACCAGUGGUGGUACUGUGCUUUUAGCCACCUUUUUAAACACCCUAAUAUACAUUACAUAACUUCAAAUGCAUUUUAUUUUUACAUUUAGCUAACUUAAGGUGCUUAAAUAACAGUCAAGCUGUGAUAAGUGAGGGAUACUGCACAGCUACCUGAGUAUUCAGACAGACCAUGGUAUAUAGAAAAUGAAGUGCUAUAAACAAGCCUCCCAUUGAUGGGACAUAAUUAGCUGUUUAAAUAAUAAGCCGAUUUCUAUUAACUCCAAUAGUUACAAAUACAGGCCAACAGCAGUAAUUGCUAAAAACAAAAUUAAAUUAAAUAAGCUAAAAAUAAUCCAACAAAAUUACCCAACAGGCUUUGGGUAAAGUGAAAACCCAGUGUUUUUUGCUUGCUUGUUUUUUAAUAGUUAUAAAUGUAUUUUUUAUGUACAUGUUUUUGUCUAAAACCACAAGUUCUUGUUUGAUAUUAAGAAUGUGAUGCCAUUUUAUUGAAAACAAUAAAGACUGCAUUGUAUCAUCAGAAAUCGAAGUUAAUCAGGUGGCAAUUGGGGAAGAUUUGUUUCGUAAAAAACGAAAAACUCAAAAGUUUGAUCAUCUGUGAUUUUUCAGUCAUUGUAAUUAUGUACACACUAAUUUACAAUGUUACAGAUUCCAGAAAAUUGCUUUAGAUUUUACACUGAUUACUUUGUUCUUGCCUCAAAUGGCUGUUUUAUGUGCAUUUGUGUUCCUCUUUGCAUGUCAUCCAUGAAGUACACAGGACCGUAGUGUGUUCACUUUACAAUUUAGAAGGGUGCUUUGUAGCCGUAGUGCACUAAUGUCGAAGCACUAAUGUGAACUUCACAGUGGGUUUCAACUCAACAGUCUAUGCUGCAUUAUGUCACCAAAGUGACUGAGAGCAACAUUUAGGACCAGGCCGUUAUUAUUUAGUUUGACGUAGCUCAGCAGGAGCUCUAGAAUCAUGGCAAACUCUAGAACUCAACCUAGAGCUUGUCCUGGAAAAUUCCCAUGAUGUUCCCAAUGUGUUCUGCCGUUCAGGAUGCUCUUUGUUGUCCGAGUCCCGCUUGGAUUAGUUUUGAACUGGUUCAAGAAGUUGCUUUAAGUGCUGCGUCUAAGCAAAGACUCGAAAGCUGCAUGAGUAUUCACAUAAGAAGAAAAGUAUAAAGGGAACUGUACUGUAAGAAAAUAAAAUGAUCACAUUUUUGUGUAUACUGUUCUCUUUGAAUUUGGUCUGUCAAACUUUUGGUUCAUGUUUUCUAACAUUCCCCAAUAAUAAUAAUUGCAUAAUUUUCUCUUAUAAUCCUGAAAGUCAUACUUAAUUUCCAAAAAACUGUAUUUUGUGCAAUUGCACUGACUUUUGAGAGCUUGAACGUUUUUUUUAAAUACCCAAACAAUUUGAUAGACUUGGUGAGGGAUUAAUAACACAUGAUCAGUAUUCUGUGCGUUCUUAAGAACAAAAGAGUGGAUUCGUUUCUGGAAUUCAAAUUCCACUAAAUUAUGAUCUUUUGUUUACCUGCAAUAGCGACAUGCUAAAUGAAGCGAUUAGCAGUGUGAUAAUCGCAGUGACUAGAGGGAAAUUAUGUUUAUCUGAGCUCGUUGUGCCGGAUUGGUCUUUGAACAAUGGCACUUUCAGCUAAAGUGCUUUUAUACGUGCCUCCUUUAAUUCCCAUUCUAGAGUGUUUCUCCUCUUUUUCUCUUUUUACAUUACCAUUUAUCCGUUUGAGGGCUGAAGCCCCUUGUUUCGCUGAAGACUGCAAGAACUUUUAAAAGCAAAAAAUUCUGGAGUUUCUGGCCUCAGUCAUGAACCCUGGAUUUGAACAAAUAUUUGUAUUACAUUUACAUUUAUGCAUUUGGCAGAAUUAUUUGGAAAUAAUUUCGUGAAGUUUCAAUAACGGUAAUUUCCUAAACAUUUCAAGCAGUACUGUAGUACUAAAAUGUAAUGAACAU